GAAUCAUUAAUAUUUUUUUUCUUCAUAAUUUAUGGAAACAUUUUAUAACUUGAAGCUAUGCAUAAGAAUUAAUUAUUUCAUCAUUAUCUAAAACUUUUCUUAAGCUCAGUAAAAUCAAAAUUUUCAUAUUUGCUUUUAAACCUUUGGGCUACCUUGGUCAACAGCUAUGGAGAAAAUUUAGAAAUUUUACAAAACAAGCUUGGCAAUGCAAUCUUUCUCUUUUGGUUCCAAAAUAAUGGCUUCUCGGACUGUUUAUUGUAUUUGCGGUGAGCCUUAUGAUUCUGUGCGUUUUAUGAUUCAGUGCGAUUCUUGUAAAGAUUGGUAUCACGGAAGUUGUGUUAAUGUUAAAGAACAUGAGUCAUUAGACAUUGAAAAAUAUCAUUGUGUUCAGUGUCAAAGAAUUGCUGGGCCUUCUAUUUAUCGAGAAGUAAAAAAUUAUCAUCGGCAUGAUUAUGGUGACUGUAAUGCAGAUGGAAAGUUUCAGGGUUUGAACAAGGUAAAACAUUUCUUUGGCAUAGAAGCAAAAAUGGCUGUUCAAUCAGGAACUCCAGUCUUUGUUAAAGAACUUCGAUCCAGGCAUUUUAAAAGUGCAGAGGAAGUGAUUAUACGUCUUCGAGGUCCUCAACUUUCGCUUCCUUAUUUAAUACAACAUGGAUUCAGUAAACCUAUUUUGGUGGAUUCAAAAGUUGGCUUAGGAAUACAAAUGCCAUCUGAUACAUUCACUGUUAGUGAUGUUAUGGACUAUGUUGGGCCUAAUUUUCCAUUAGAUGUGAUAGAUGUAGCCAGACAAGAUAAUAUCCGAAUGCCUAUGUCAGAGUGGGUUGAAUAUUUUAAUAAUCCUAUCCGAAGCAAAGUUUAUAAUGUAAUAAGUUUAGAAUUUUCAAAAACAAGAUUAGCAGAAUUGAUAAAACCUCCUACCAUUGUUCAAAAACUCAGUUGGGUAGAAAAUUACUGGCCAAAAAAUUCUGAAACACAUACUCCAUUUUGUCCUCAAGUGAUGAAGUACUGCCUUAUGAGUGCUCAAGACAGUUAUACGGAUUUUCAUAUUGAUUUUGGUGGUACAUCUGUUUGGUAUCAUAUUUUACGAGGAGAAAAGGUAUUUUUUCUUAUACAGCCUACACCUGCCAAUUUAGCAUUGUAUGAACAUUGGAUGGCCUCAUCUAAUCAGAGUGAAACCUUUUUCGGUGAUCAGGUUGAUGUCUGUUACCAAAUGCUUCUAACUCAUGGGCAGACACUCUUUAUACCAACUGGAUGGAUACACGCAGUUUUAACACCUGUAGACUCUCUAGUGUUUGGGGGCAAUUUUUUACACAGCUUGAAUAUACCACUUCAGCUACAUAUUCAUGAGAUGGAGAAACGGAUAAAUACUCCUGAAAAAUACAAGUUCCCAACGUUUGAGACUGUUCAUUGGUUUGCAGCACCACAUAUUUUAGAUCAGUUAAAAGAUAAUAAUGUGAGUAAAAGAGAAUUAACUCAUUUAGUUUCUGGAGCCAAAGCAUUAGUAUCAGUUCUGAAAAUAUGGAGUUCAGAUAGUCAAAAUCAUAAACAUGAUGAUGUCCCUCCUGGAAUAAAUGUUACAAAGCUCAUCAAAGACCUACAAAGGGAAGUUAGAGUAGCUGAGAAAUACUCCAGUAGUAAAAAUCCUCUGGUGGCUACAAGGAAGGCACCUUUGCGCCAAAGACGUAAGGAACCAGUACAACGUGCUGAAAAUGUCAUGAAAAUGGCACCUACAGAAUCUGAAAAGAACCUGGAUCUUGUAUCAAAAUUCUCGCUCACAUCAAAAACAUUGCCAAAUUCUGAUAAUUUUUAUGAUGGCUUAAAUUUUAAUCAAGCUCAAUCAUCUGGAUUGCAAUUCAACUUACAGGAUUCAAAAAUUAUGUUUGACAAAAUGAACAUUGAUCUGAAUUCUCUAAUGGAGGCCUCAUCCAUGAAAGAUGGUUCGAUUAUUAACAGAACUUUAUCUGUUCCUUUUGGAAUAGCAUGCAAAGAAGAUAACUUUUCCUUAAAGAAAGACUCUGUUUACGAUUUUGUUGAUUCCGAUGACGAUAACUUGGUAGUUGAUGAGAAUCCAACCAAUAAUAAAAAAAGAAAAGAGUUUAAGAAAGAUCCAUUUGCUCAAGAUGCUUAUUCAGAUAUGCAAUCCAGUGCACUUCGAUUACGUUUAUCAUUUAAUGGCAAAGGCUUAGAUGCUUUUAAUCCGGGCAGUAUAUUGUCACCUCCACAAGAUGACAGUAAUGCUGAAACUCCUAAAAAUGCAACUAUUGAUGACCUGUUAGUGGCAACUGGUCUUGCAGUAGAUGGUGAAAGCAGUGCUAGCCUGGAUGAUGUUGAACUAAAUGGCGGACAAACACAGCUGGAACCUUCAACUAGAGAUGCCAUUCAAGGAAUGUUGUCAAUGAGUAAAGGGGCAAUUCGAUUUCCUAGUCAAGGUGAUCCCUCGGAGAUGGCAUUACAGGGAUUGCAUCCUCCUCUUAAAACUGAAAAUUAUGGCUCUGAAUCAGUGAUGCCACAUAUGGACAGUUCUCUUGCUAAUUUGUCUAUAUUAGCUAGGAAAUCCAGCCCACCAAUAAGAAAUGCUAAAGUUACUUUAGGUUUAUCAAGGUACAGUAAUAAUUGUGAUGAAGAAGUGGAUGAGUUUGAAGAACAAUUGAAACAGUGCCACCAAGAGGGUGACUACAUUUAUUUGGGCUUAGAAGGUUCUGAUGAUGAAUGUCAUGUAUUUAAGCCUAGAGGUCGAAACAGGCGAGAUGAGCCCUGGAAUCCUAAAGCAAAAUUGGUACCAAACUGUCCAAAACCUGAACGUCCAGUCCGAGAAGGCACUCGAAAAGAAGCUAUUGAAACUGGUUUAGCUGCUGCAGCAGCCAAGCUUGCUACUAUGCCGCCCCAAAAGAGACAAUAUUUAAAGAAAAAACCUGUAAACAGGAACAAAAUUCCAGCUCCAGAUUUACAACCUGGACCUUCUACUUCAGUUUUUAACAACAAUAAUAAGCGACCACUUCCAUCCGAAUCCAUUAAAGUGAAUAAAAGGCCAAAGAAAGGAUUUGCGACUGCAAAGCAGAGACUUGGGAAAAUAUUGAAAAUUCAUAAAAUGUUGUAUUAAAUUAACUGACUAUGCAUUCAUGUAUAUACUUUAUUGGUCAUUUAACUUUUUGUAAAUAAUUUUUCAGCAUGAAUAAAUUCUUACAGACUUAUUGUGAUAAGAGAAUGCUUAAAAGCUAUACUUAUACAUUUGUGGUUGUUCUCUUGCAUAAAGAUAAGUUAUUUCUUUGUAUAAAAUUUCAUUUAUGUACACAAGUAAAAAAUACCAACAAGUUAUAUUAUUCUUUGGUCCAAAAAUAAGGUAUAUGUUUUUGUCAGUACUUACUGAACAUAAAACUGUUUUAAUAUUUUUAAUAAUAUUAAAUGUCUGUUAAAAAAAUACAAGCAGAAAAAAGCGGUUUAUCGUUUUUCAAUCUAAUUGAAUGUAGCUUGUAUGAAAAUUUUUAGUUUGAACUUUGGACUAAUAGCCUUAAGCCUUAAAGUUUACUAGGAAAAACUAUUUUCUUGAUUUUAUAUAAUUCCUUUCUCUUUCUUUAGACUCGAGAUAUUAGUUUUUGAAAACUAAAAUCUUUUCAGUAAUGUGUAUUAUGCUCAAAUGAAUAAUUAUUGUUUACAAAUACUACAAUUAGAAUUAAUAGAGGCCUAAAACAAAAUUUAAUUUAAUUAUUUUUCUUUGGCAUAUAUAGGCAUCUGUAAUAUUGUUGAUCUCAUUUGUACUUUAUUUUUUUCUCCUUUUGUUCUGUGAUAUUUUAUUCUCAGUUAAAAAAAUGUAAUCAAUACUAUAAGAACUAUGCAUAUUAAACUUUAAAGUUGCAUGCUAUUAUUAAGACUAAAAUUAAUAUUUCUAUAACUAACCCCAAGUUUGAUUUUAGGUACAUAAAAAUAUUUUAGGAUAAAAUUGUAAUAAAAUAUGUUAAUUGUAUUUUGCAUGUUUUGAAUUUUGAAUAGCUCUCCUAUGUUUAUUAUGCCUUUAUUUUUACCAUUUCGCAACGCCUUUAUUUAUGGUCAAGUAACAUGUUUGAAUAUUUUUCAUAGAAAGGUAUGUUGGCUUGGUUACUGCUUUAUGCAUACUAGUUUAAAAAAAAGAAAUAAGUAAAAAACAUAAAUUCGAAGAAUUUCACUAGUGCUAUAAUAUUUUUUUGCAACAAGUUAACUUAUUCUCUGGUAAGUUGAUUUCCUGAAAGAAAUUAUUUUUGAAAAAAUAUUAUUUUAUACCUUUUAUAAUGCUAGAUAUAAUUUUUACUCUUGUUGGUUCAAUAAUUUUAUCAUUUCUAUUAAAUUCAACUUAAAUUGUUACUUUAAAUGUGUCAAAUUUACCAACUUUAGAAAGAAAGGUAAAGGAAUGGAAUUAUUAAUUUAGAAUUAUUUUUUUUAAAAAAAAUAUCAAUCAAAAGCAAACAAUUACUUAUAAGAUAAGUAAAAUUUGUUGCUCUUAAAGUAUAUAAGUAUUUGUUACAGAAAUGGCUAAAAGAGAGAAAAUAAAUCUAGAGUAAUUAAGCUUCCAAUUCUUCUAUAAUAGGAUCCAUCAAACAAUCAUCUCAUACAGUUAAGAUGGUAAAACAAAACUUAACAUAUUAGCCAAAUUGUUAGGAUAGGAAUGACUUUACCCACAAGUGACAAAUUCUAAGAGCACCACAAAAAAUUUUAUUAUCUAUUUAUUAUUUUUAUGUAGGUGGAGAGUUUUUAUAUUUGUUUUGUUACAAUUUUGUGUCUUUUGCAACAUGCCGAUUGCUUGCUUAUUCAUAAUAAGAAAUUUUAAUGUUUUCAAGCAAUAAAUUUGUGAUACUUCUCACUUUUGUUUUUAUCAUAUUUCUGCAACUAAUCUUAUUUGCCUAUAGCUUGAUAUGUCUUUUAAACAGCAAAUUUGAUAUUUUUAGUAACUCAUUUGUAGACAGAAUUGAACUUAUAUUUUCUUCCUUUUGCCUGUAUGGUUUAGCAAAUUGUUAAUUUUAAACAACAGUCUAUAAGCUUUUCACUUAUAAAUAAUGUUAUUAUUUUGAUCCUUGCCCUCAUUUAUUUCCAAAUUAUUUCUGUGCAAUAAAAAUUAUUUGAGUAAUCACCAUGUGUGGGAAACAUUCUAUAUAAAUAGCACAUGUAAUACUUUUGAAACUUGUUGGUAUUUUGAAAAAAAACUGUGAUAUGAACUUUUUACUAUGCAAUGAUUUCAUUGAAUAAGCACAAAGCGACUGCAAUGAAUUUGUAAUGUUUUAUGCAAAACAUGCUGUACAUAUUUCUCACUGUAAAUGGCAUUACACUUUGUAAAUAAUAUUAUCUAGCUUGCACCCUCUCUGUAAUAUUAUAAUUUUAUGAAUUUCUGAUAUGCUUUAACUUUUUGUUUUAUUCAUGCUAACAAUGUAAAUACUUAUAGCACCUUCUGUUUUGCAUUGUAAUUAUUACUCAUUAUCCCAAUGCUCCUCAAUAUGGAAAACUAUUUUCACAACAUAUAUUUUGAUAUUUUUAACAAAAGAAAACUGUUGAAAAUGUGCUCAUGUGAUUAUCCCGCCAAUUACUUGUAAAAUAUUGACUUAAAAAGAAUUUUUAAUUGAGACCAUACCAUCUUUACAAGCAUGUUUAAAUAGAUAUUGAAAAUAAAAUAUUAAUUUAGGUGAGUA
Messenger RNA from Parasteatoda tepidariorum (common house spider), 5651 nucleotides. RefSeq names its product histone lysine demethylase PHF8. The record is from RefSeq and is a predicted model, not a curated record. Lineage: Eukaryota; Metazoa; Arthropoda; Arachnida; Araneae; Theridiidae.